Molecule: messenger RNA, 6256 nt
Organism: Patella vulgata (common limpet)
Lineage: Eukaryota; Metazoa; Mollusca; Gastropoda; Patellidae
Exons: 11
Coding region: 636-2060 (474 amino acids)
Biological process (GO): proton transmembrane transport
Cellular component (GO): plasma membrane
Molecular function (GO): voltage-gated proton channel activity
Source: RefSeq, a predicted model, not a curated record
AGAUAGUGUUUUGUUUAUUCUCAAUUAAUUAUUGGAUUUUUGUUUCUUAGGAUGAACUUUUAAAAUUCUUUUAACAACUCUGAAACUUUUCUUUCAAAAGAUGACUAGCUAUGGCGAAAUAUUGUUUUUAAAAACUUAAGACCAUACAUAACCAGUCCUAUUGAUUUCUACACUGAUGAAAAAAUAUACUUUAUCAUCAAGCUAUUCUGGAGUGGGUUUACGUCAAGGCUGAUUUUUUUCUGGAUGAAAAUCGUUAGAAAUUCUGAUUUCACGAAAAAGAAGUUGUCGAAAACUGGCUUGAAUCCCAAACGGUUGCUGUGUCUUUUGUUGAAUAUUGGAUAUUAUGCAAUAUUGACCAGACAGUGUAAUGCGAGAGGAAUGACCACGCAUAAAUCAACUACAUCUUCCAGAAACAAUAGACCAUACAGCAGAAACAGUGCACUUUCAAAAUGGCGGCCUCGUACUCCUUUUGUAGAACUCCCCGUUUAAUUCUGUUAUUGAGUACAAUGGUGAAUAUACAUAGCAGAUUUGGAAUCAGGAAUUAGACUUAUAUUAAAAGGCAAUAAAAUUUGUGGAAAUAAUAAGUGAAUAUAAAGUCUUGGAUUCUACUCGAAGUUCUUUUGUGGUUUGUGUUUAUGAUUGGAAAAGAGUCUUGCCGUCCGGGUUCCUUUUAUAAAAUGAUGAUGCCUCCCAAUAUCAGGUGUGGUUCAAGGAAGGAUAGCGCCAUUAGGACUCUAGUGGCUGAAACCUUAGUGCUAGCCAAAACACAUGGUUACGUAGAAAAAAUAGAAAAUGAACUGGAGGAGGAAAUCAGACGAGAUAAUAAGGCGCCACCUAAGCAAACCGUGGCUAGGUGGCGUCGUGAAGGAGAAAAAAUAUUACGGAGUAAAUAUAUGUUAUUAGCUGUGGUCCUGCUAUGUGUGGUAGAUUGUGCUUUAGUCUUAGGAGAACUUAUACUUGAUCUUUAUAAAGUCAGAAAUACGUUACAGUCAAGUAAAACUGAAAUGGAGGGAUUUAUAUCAGGACUCCAUAGGCAGUAUCCUCAAGAUAUAGUGGACGUGGAGGUAGAAAUACGUGUGAUAUUCAUGAAAAUACUUGAUUCUAAAAUACAUUGGAAUUACUAUUCUCAUAAUGCAACAACUUUAAACAACGAUACAUCAGAACAUGCAGGUCAGGCGUCUUCGUCACGCAGGCGCCGUGAUUCAGUGUCCUAUAAUAACGGAUAUGACGUCGGUACAGGAAGUGGAAAUUAUAGUAUUGAUAAUAAAAUGCAAACUCAUUCAGUUGGUGUAAAGCACAGUGUUGUUAUGGGAGCGCACAGACAUAGUGUUGAAGAUGACAUAGCCCAUGCAUUCCACUUGGCCAGUAUUACAAUAUUAGCUAUAUUGGUGAUUGAGACUAUUUUAAAGACGAUCUGUGCAGGAAAACCAUUUUUUCAUCGUAAGCUUGAAGUUUUUGAUGCUGUGAUAGUGUUGAUAUCGUUUCUAGUCGAUCUGGUAUUUCUCAAUCGACUGCCUAAUUAUGAAAUCCAGGACUUUGUUUUUAUUCUCGCCUUUUUAUUGCCCUGGAGAGUAAUGAGAGUUGUAAAUAGUUUGGUUGUUGCAGUGAAGGAUCAUGAACAUUUCCGAUUAAAACUUGUUUACAGCCGGAAAAAGAAAAUUCAAAACAGUUUGAAAGAAUCAGAAAUUAAACUUCAAGUAUUUAGGUGCCAAUGCAAUGCCCUACGUAAACUAUGCAUAUCAGAAGGUAUUGAUGAAUGGAAAGUUGACCAGUUGAUGAGAAUUGAUGAAUACACAGUCAAUAAAAGUGGGAAGUGUAAAUAUAAGAUAAAGAUAGAUGACACGUCAAUUAUGUUGAUAAACGAUAAAAACGAUAUUCCUCGUUUUUCGCCGCGCCCCUCUCUCCACAAUAUAUUAGACGUUAAAAAUCGUCAUAGUUUAGGGCCGUGCAUUGAGGAAGACGAACCGAAUGAUCUUAAAAAUCAUCAUCACAAAGCAGUGAUGGACAAUAAUAAAUUGAGCCCAGGAAGAUCGUCAACAUCAUCGUUCAAUAGCAAAUGAGCAAUGGCGGAUUAUAAGAGGCGGUAACUCUAAUCUGUGUUUUAAAAAGGGUAAUUUUUAAAUAGAUUUUUAAUUCCUUUUUGAUUAAAAUGUGAUAAUACUCUUCUUUACGACUGAUAUGGACAUUGUUUUAAAUACGUGUGAAUUCAGGUGCCAAAUGGUGCAUGGGUGUGAAUUAAAUGAAAAUAUGAAGCACGCGAAACUCACGUGCAUGCUUAUUUCAGUUUAAGUCGCUAUUUUUUAUUUAUUGAUAUUUUUAAUGAAAAAAAAUCCCUUCUCUAGUCUCAAAGCAGGGGUGUUUAUUGCUUCGUGGGCCUAGUGAUUAUGUGAUGGAUAGCAAUAUGGAUCUUGACAAACUGAUGUCAACAGAAAAGAAUCUCUUCUCUGGUCUCUAAGCAGUGGCAUUUAUUGCUUCGUGGGCCUAACGAAUAUUCCAAAGUCACCAGAAUAUCCACAUAAAAGUCCACACUGAUCAUCAAUGCUUGAAAGAAGAUCUCGCCCAGAUUGGUGGUUUCUAUUUAUAUGGAUCCGGCGUUGACAUUUUGGCCCUUGAAGCCGUACUCAAAACAAAAAGCAAUUUAACUUUAGCAAUGGCACACACUGACCACAGAAUUUACUUCUUCAAAGCAAUUAAGUUCACAAUUAAAUACUAUGUGUUGAGGGCAAUUUGGAAUCAUCGAACGUGGUUGUAUAACAAAGGAUCUGUGUUAAAUCCGAAUAACAUGCGGUGUAGUAUGUUAAACAGCUGUAAACCUCGUAUCUUAUUUUCUGAUUUGAUUAUUUAUUUCAAGCACAUGUGAUAUUUACGUAGUUUAUCGAUGAUUAAUCGGCGUCCAACGAACAACAGGAUACUGUGACGAAACACCAUAAUGGAUCUGAUAAACCAUCGUUUAAUGUGCGCAGAUAUAUUGCUAACUUUUUUUAUUGCAAAAACAAUAAAUGCCUAUGUAACUCUCGAUUGCAUAGCAUCUUAAACUGAAAGCUAGAAAUAUAAAUUUUAUUGCCAUAAAGGCAAAAAGCUGUUAAAAUAGAAUGUAGAGUAAAAUGUACAGGAAAUUGUAGCCGCAGCUACCAUGCACAUCCAGCAGUAUAUUUUAAGUAAUUUGAGUCGACCGGAAAAUCCUUUUAUUUGAUUUUCGUGGGUUUGGUGUUAUUUAUUUCCUAUAAUUUGUAGCUUAAUUUGUGUUGGAAUUUGGCUAGAGACAAUAGGGCUUGGGAAAUGAGCAAAAAUAUGUUUAGGGUCGGUGAGCUUGGCUUAAGGUAUGCCGGGUAGGUGGCCUAAUUGGAAUAAUUAUGAACUGUUCGCAUAUUAACUUGAUAUAUGUUCUCUAUAUUUAAACUUAAUGUGUUAUUGUAAACUGCAGAUUUGGGAAUUCCCUGCAGAUUAGGGGCUUUUUAAUUACUAUAUUUAAUACAUUAAUUUUACAUUAAUAGAAGUCAGAGUCGCACUGGGCACAUACUUUUCAGAGAGAAACGCGCUUGUUAUCACGUAACGCUACAAGGUAACAUUUUGCUUACUUGUAAUUCAUACUUCAAGCGUAGCUGCGGCUACAAUUUGAGGCGUAGUUUCAGUUUGACUGACAGAUUGGAAACUUGACUUUAUCAGUACAGUGAAGACAAAGACAAAUGAUACAUGAUUAAAUGUAAAGCCAUGUGAUGAUGUACUUGAAAUAGGGCUUUUAUCUGGGAGUUUCCAAACUAAACUAAAAAAUACAAUAAAUCAGACAGUGCCUAUGGCUUGUCGGUUAUCAUGCAGACAUAUUGGGCUAAGUUAAAUUUAUGUCCGGUAUUUAAAGGUUUUAUGCAAAUUCUGCAAUGUUAUAUAAAUAGAUUUGUAAAUUAUGUACAAAGACGGGUUGUUUUGUUAAUUGAAAUUAUUUGAAAUACCUUCAUGAACAGAGUGUGUUUAGAGUUCCAAGUAGAAAAAGAUCAAUUUUAUAAUUAUUUUAUUUGUAUUUUCUGUUUCCACCCAGUCGGGUGUAAGUUUUACUUAAUGAUUGGUUAUUGUCCAUCUGUUUCACUUUUAGCUUGCCUUUACCACGUAAUUAAGUUGUUUUAAUACUUAAACCCAAAGUUUAGACCUAUGUAUUAUUUUGUUUAAAUUGAAAGUUCCCUUGUAAAAUACUGUUUUUAACAUUAUUAAUUUUUCACAAAAAUGUUAUUUCACUUAUUUAUGAAAACCUAUUGAGGGAUAUAUAUCGGUAGAUCAGAUUUGAAGAACAAUUAUAAUGUACAAAUCUAAAAUCUACAAAAAUACUCCUUGGGUAGGCGAAAUUUACCUGUAGACUAGUGUUAGUUGUGGUAGUGCCAGAGUAUCGGAAAAACAAUGGCGGUGCGCUUGAAUUCCAAUAUGAUAGCUACUGUAUAUGAAGUUUAAUAGUCGCUAUCAUGCAGACAAAUAUUCUACGAAAUAUUGGUAUGGAUGGGUUGUCAACAUUUGAGAAUAACUAGGUCAUUGUCUAGAUUAACCGGUCUUUUACAUUAUCACGAACAAAAUCUUAAGAAAAUUAAAUACCAUUUCAGAAAAAUUUAUUUGCAUAACCUGUUCAAUAUCCAGCACUUGUAAUUUUUUUAUUGUAAAAUUUCUCUCAUCAAGAACCAUAUCUAGGUUUUUUUUAUUAAUCCUAAUUCGUCGUCACCAUGAUUUUAGCUAAAAAUUUCCAAUGUCCAUGCUUAACCGGUUGUUUGGGUUUUAUGUGAUUGAUUAUCCAAUAAAUUUGGCCAAAUAUUGAAGACUAGGAGGUUCUGGGUGACGGAGACUAGAAUUUUAACAGUGUAUGAAGUCGGAUAAUACUAAAUGGGUGCAGCAGGCAUUAUAAGUUUGUUAUUUAUAGUUUUUAACAUACAAAUGAGUGUAUAAUCCCCGAGCCAUCUUGAAAUUCAAUAUGGCGACUGUUGUAGGCGAAUGUCACUAGAUAAGGGAAAACGAGAAAAAUAGAAAUAGUCAGUACAUUCCCUUGUUUUUAUUCAUUCUAUACUUAAAGCUGAACUCCGAUUACAAAACUACAGAAAUAAUUAAAUAAAAAAAGAUUACCGCCGUACCUAAUCGCCAUACUUGUUUUCCAUUUUUAGAACAAGCAUGGCGAUUGUAUGGCGUACGAAAACAGAGGCAGGCCACGCCCAUAUCCAGUAUACACCUUUUUAAUGGGUGUGGGCGUGACCUGCCCCUGUUUUCGUACGCCGUACAAUCGCCAUGCUUGUUCUAAAAAUUGAAAACAAGUAUGGCGUUUAUGUAGGGCGGUAAUAUAUUUUAUAUUAUUAUUUCUGUAGUUUUGUAAUCGAAGUUCAGCUUUAAUAAAAACAUGAUAAUACACGGACGUUUUCUAUUUUUCUCUUAUCUAGUGACAGUCAAUUAUUUUUUCUUUUUGAAGUGUCAGAUAUCCUCCCAGUCUCAUAUAACAACUGUUGGCCUUCGACGGAAUUAUUUUUCUCUUAUCUAGUGACAGUCAAUUAUUUUUUCUUUUUGAAGUGUCAGAUAUCCUCCCAGUCUCAUAUAACAACUGUUGGCCUUCGAUGGAAUUAUUAGUGAGCAAAAAUUCGCCCGUGUGUCUGUUAUCACUCGCCACUUCAGUUAGUUAUAUAGAGGGAUAACUCGUGUUUUCCCUUUGCGUUCGUCACUUACCUUUCUUGAAAGCUUCAUAACGCAUCUAUCUAUCAUAGCAAUGAUCUCCGUGUUAAAAUUAUAUUUGGAACGCGCUUAACCAGUUCUAUCACAUUUGUGAUAAUGACUGACACCAAUAUUGUCCUUUAAUUAUUGAACCGGAAAUACACUGGUGACAAUUAUAUGGAAUACCGUUAUUUCUGAUUACCGAGCAAGGCUGCUCUAGUUUAGUCUUUAUUAUCCAAUGGAUCAUAGUGGAAACGCCUCUCAAUAUUAAGCUAAUUGUAUAAAGAUGUCCAUCCGAUUAAACUAGAACCAAGUAAAAAUAUAACUAAACAAUUUCUGAAGAUUUGAAAAUAGUAAGUGAAAUGAAAUGGAGUUCUGCACCGACUUGACCAAUAAAAACGGCAUAUAAAUUAUAAAACACAGCCAAUUUUUGCUAAAAAUGAUAUUAUUGUUAUUUAUAUAUUUAUUUCACUACUAGUUUUAAAUCAGCGGUAUCUUUUUCAUAUUUUCUAUAUACAUGUAUAAUUAACGGGUGAUAUAUAUACCAUGAUGAUUUUAUUAGAAAUACUGUAAUAUAAAGUGUUAUAAA